Molecule: messenger RNA, 2260 nt
Organism: Strongylocentrotus purpuratus (purple sea urchin)
Lineage: Eukaryota; Metazoa; Echinodermata; Echinoidea; Camarodonta; Strongylocentrotidae
Exons: 2
Coding region: 161-1993 (610 amino acids)
Biological process (GO): positive regulation of DNA-templated transcription
Cellular component (GO): chromatin; nucleoplasm
Molecular function (GO): zinc ion binding; ubiquitin-protein transferase activity
Source: RefSeq, a predicted model, not a curated record
CCCAGAGCCUAAAAAGAGAUCGAGAAGCUAAAUACAUGAAUGUAUAUUACCACUUAUGAUCAGUGCACCACUACAUUGUAAAGGCAGAGAGUAUACAUGUUCACUGAUUUCAUAUAACACCAAGACCGAUACGUAGUUACGGAAAAAGAGAAUUCGAAUCAUGGCUGAUGCAUUAAAGAAUGCCAUUGCUCAGAGUCUGGAAUGUCCUGUAUGUCUGAAUACCUUCACCGAUCCCAGGAUUCUGCAUUGUUCUCACACCUACUGCAAGGCCUGUCUGGACAACCUCUUGGAAUGCCAUGGUAACGACCAGAUGCUCCGAUGCCCUGUCUGCAGAUCUGAAACCCAGGUCCCAAACCAAGAUGUCAGCAAAUUACCGGCUAAUCUAGCUUUGAAGUCUCUCAUAGAGGACGUAAAGAGUCAAUAUCAGUUUUGCACGAAUUGUGAAUCCGAGGACAAACCCCAAGCUGUUUUCUACUGUCAAGACUGCGGCAUGUAUCUCUGUAUCACUUGCCACAACAAACACUCUCAGUGGAAAAAUUUCAUCAGUCAUGAGGUCUUUGCAAUGAGUGAGAUCCUAUCAGGGAAGGUGUCAGUACGUAGAUACCGUAAAUGCAGGAAACACCCCAAAGAGGACGAGGAGUGCUUCUGUUCCGUCUGCAGGAGAUUUGCCUGCUUCAGGUGUGUUGUCAUGGAGCAUACAAAGGAAGGACAUGGGGUCAUCGAGGCAGCUGUUUACGAAGGCAACCAUAUGAAGAGUAUCGAGGACCUUAAAUCCAAGACGGACAAGAAACGCCAUUCCUUUCAGAAAUACGUUGAUUUCAUUGAUGAACAGAAGGAGCGUGUGAGCAAUGUUCAGAAGCAGUGUACAGAUGAUAUCAACAAAGCAUAUGAAGAAUCAGUCCAGCAGUUGACAGAGAAGAAAGAACUCCUCAUUGGUGAAGUCAAGGGUAGGACUGAAGAAGUAAAGAAAGACCUAGACAAAAUGAAGAAAUCGGCACAGGAGCACAUCACUCACUUGAUCACCGUAGCUGACGUGAUAACCACUAGAACAAAGAUACCGUUAGAUAUGGAUGCUUUGGCUGCACACGACACUCUAUGUCAAGACUUGCAAGAGGCUUUGAAACAAGAAGAUCCUGACUACAAGCUGCCGAGGCAAUCGAGCAAUAAAGGAAAAAGUGUCAGUUUCAAGAGGAACGUUGGAAUGGACGAGAUAGCUCUCGGUAAGAUCGUAAAUCCAGUUGCAAAGAACAUCGCCUUGCCUACUAAGAAUAGCAUGAAUGCCAUGGUUAGUACACCUGACGGUAGGAUGGCAGUGGGCUGUGCUAAAGGUGGCGUGGAGAUCUUCUCUGCUGAUGGCCAGCUCCAGCAGACAGUUUUUAAACAUCUGGUGAUUCGUGGAGUAGGGUUUCUCUCUGAUGAUCGGUAUGUUAUACUUCGUGGCUCAAACAAUAUCUCACUGUACAGACGAGAUUACGCAAAGUUAAAUGUAAUGUUUGAGACUCUGAGUCAUGAAGAAGGUGGAAAUGCUAACCUCACUGUAGACAGUGAUGAUCAGAUCUAUGUUAGCUACCAGAAAGCCCAGAAGAUCCAGGCAUUCGCACCAGGAGGUGGGAAGGCGAUCAGGGAGAUACCAUGUGAUGGGUAUACACCUAAGCAGAAUACUAGUUAUAAUGAUUACCUGAUCACCAAAUCCUUGAAGACAAUACGAUUGAUUGACAAACAAGGUGUUGUAAAAUAUGAUUUAGAGAAAUUAGGUGUUAACCCACAUGCUGCUGUAUCUCAAGGGAAUACAAUCCUGAUUGCCACGGUGAAGCACGAUGUAGGUUCAGUCAGCAUUGAUGAGUACACUAACGAGCUGAAGCAUGUUCAGAACCUUGUCUUCGAUUACGAGAUUGAGAAGCCUGAGAGAGAGUGGUACUAUCUCCAGCAGUACCGAUCAGGAGAGAUCGCUCUCUGUACUUCUGAUAGGCUCUAUAUAUUCGACAGAAAAUAAUGGAUGACUCCCCAUUUAUUGCACUGUAUGAUACCACUGUCUUCAGGCCCGUAGGUAGAAAGGCGGUGGUGGUACGAUAUGUGUGACCAGACCUCUAUUUUCUGGUCAAAACAGGCAAGCUGAAAAAUUUAGGAUAACAGAACAUUUCCUUGAAAUGUGUGUGUGUGUGCGUGUGUGUGUGUGUGUGUUAGAGAGAACAAGAAUGUGGGUCUAUUAUGUAAGUAAGCGAGUGCGUGUGUGUGCUUAUAUUAGUUUUAUUUGUUUUAG